AUGAAAAAUCCUGGCAUGGGCGUUGAAGUGUAUUUUGCCAAUGGCGUGAGGAAUAUACGUCCCUACUAUCAUAGGAGAGCAUCAUUUGCAAAAGGCAGGUGGUUCAAGAGAACAUUAACUGAUGUGUUAGUGAAUGAAUUUAAUGCUGUGACUGAAGAAGAGUACAUUGAUGGCAUAAGAAAAGGGCAGUAUAAAAUCAUAAGGGAUGGGCAGUCGCUUGAGCCGGAAGAGGCCCUUCAUUCGCCGAUUGAGAACAGUGAUAUUAUAGAAACUAGCUCACAUAAGCAUGAACCACCGGUACUAAAAUGGUGUGAUGAAGAGAUAGAUAUCGAGGGUAAGAAGGUUGCUGGUAUCGACAUUGUUUUUGAAAACGAAGAUUUGCUCGUUCUUGAUAAACCUAAUGGCAUUCCAAUUCAUCCAACAGGUCAAUUUUAUCAAAACACUCUAACGGAAAUUUUAAAGGCUCAUAAUAAGGAGGCUCGACCAUGCUAUCGACUUGACAAAAUCACAUCUGGUCUCCUCAUCAUGGCUAAGAAAAAGUCAGUCGCGAAUCAAAUUCAGAGCAAAAUAAGAUCGAGAGACAUGACAAAGUUAUACCUCGCGAGAGUGAAAGGAAAAUUUCCUAAAAUUGAUCAUCAAAUAAAUUCAUAUGAGUGCGCAUUACCUGUGCCGUUUGAGGAUGAUGCUCUGAUUACAACAGCCAUAUCUGACACAUAUACCAUUGAACUCAAAAGGUCUUUCCCGGCCUGCUUUUCAGCACCAAAGACAGCAUGUACAAAAUUUUAUCCACUUAAAUAUUUUCCGACCGUGGAUCAGAGUCUUGUAGUGUGCAGGCCAUUGACAGGAAGAACUCAUCAAAUAAGAAUCCACCUGGCUAGAGCAGGACAUCCCAUUGUCAAUGAUCCAUACUACAACUUAGAAAAUACGAAGUAUCCGCUUAGAUCCAAGUUUAUUUUGGAUGUUGAUAACUGGGAGAACUCUUCCUUAACAAGAGAAACCUUGCGAGAAAAGUUUGAUAUAUUUGACAAGGAAUGUAGAAGCACACGGUCCAAACUACGUGAAGUGAAAAGGAAUGAAGACUGCGGUGAAUGUGGGUCAGAGGAUCCAGAGAUACCCAGAAGGCACGAAUUGGAACUUUGGUUGCAUGCAUGGAAGUAUUCUGAUUCCGAAAAAACCAUUGACUUUGAAACAAAUCCACCAAGUUGGAUAAAUCAAUGCGAUAUUUGA
Molecule: messenger RNA, 1227 nt
Organism: Zygotorulaspora mrakii
Lineage: Eukaryota; Fungi; Ascomycota; Saccharomycetes; Saccharomycetales; Saccharomycetaceae
Gene: PUS6
Product: pseudouridine synthase PUS6
Exons: 1
Coding region: 1-1227 (408 amino acids)
Biological process (GO): pseudouridine synthesis
Molecular function (GO): RNA binding; pseudouridine synthase activity
Source: RefSeq, a predicted model, not a curated record